Molecule: messenger RNA, 715 nt
Organism: Mesitornis unicolor (brown roatelo)
Lineage: Eukaryota; Metazoa; Chordata; Aves; Mesitornithiformes; Mesitornithidae
Gene: RNF166
Product: ring finger protein 166
Exons: 5
Coding region: 63-557 (164 amino acids)
Biological process (GO): ubiquitin-dependent protein catabolic process; protein polyubiquitination
Molecular function (GO): ubiquitin protein ligase activity
Source: RefSeq, a predicted model, not a curated record
UUUGCGGGGAGUGCCUGCAGCCCUGCCUCCAAGUGCCGUCCCCGCUCUGCCCGCUGUGCCGCAUGCCUUUCGACCCCAAGAAGGUGGAGAAGGCUUCCAGUGUGGAGAAACAGCUUUCGUCCUACAAAGCUCCCUGCAGAGGCUGCAGCAAGAAGGUGACCCUCGCCAAAAUGCGCUCCCACGUCUCGUCCUGCGCGAAGGUGCAGGAGCAGAUGGCCAACUGCCCCAAAUUUGUUCCGGUUGUCCCCACGUCCCAGCCUAUCCCCAGCAAUAUCCCCAACCGCUCAACGUUCGUGUGCCCGUACUGCGGGGCCCGCAACCUGGACCAGCAGGAGCUGGUGAAGCACUGCAUGGAGAACCACCGCAACGACCCCAACAAAGUGGUGUGCCCAGUCUGCUCAGCCAUGCCCUGGGGGGAUCCCAGCUACAAGAGCGCAAACUUCCUCCAGCACCUCCUCCACAGGCACAAGUUCUCCUACGACACCUUUGUGGACUACAACAUCGACGAGGAGGCAGCGUUGCAGGCUGCCCUGGCGUUGUCGCUCUCCGAGAACUGAGGGUGACCGCGGAGCAUCGGUUUGGACCCCCCCAUUGCACCCCCAUCUCCUUUUGCACACUCGGCCUUCCUGCUGGGGAGGCGUGGAGCUCAUCAACCCCUCAGAAACUCGCUGCUGCUGCUGCCUCUCUGCCCUCUCCUCUCGGAGCAAAUCCCACC